UUUUCAGAUAAGUGCUAUUUACUACUAAGAGUUAACAAGCUUCUUUUCAUCUAUCAUGUGUUGUGAUGUUUUUUUGCUCUGCCUCGUGUAGUGUCAGUGGAAAAAAAAACACUUAAAAUUUUGCUCAUGUCUGCUGCUGAAAGUUAAGAAAGACUUAUAAGAAACAUUUUGCUGUCAUGAUUAUCUAUCACCAUCAGUGUUUCUGAAAUGGUGCUCCUUGAAUUGUGCGGCUUCAUUGCUUCUUUAAGAUGUAGUGUAGAACUGUAGACAGAGAUCACCAGCUUUUAUAUCCUAAUGCACACGAAAUUCCUAUCGAAAAUUGCCAGCUCUUCUUGGUAUAUAGAGUAUAAUAAAUGUUAAAACAAGUAUGGAAUUUACCUGAAUCUAUAAGACAUAUCAUAUAGAGAUUAUAUAUAGAUGGCUUAUUGGUGAUUUGUGUCUUUUAUUUGCAUUUAGGUUUUUUUGGCCAACAACAAAAAAAUAGGAUAGGAAAUUGUAAAAGAUAAUUAGAAUAGCUAGCAUAAUAAUAAUAAUAAUAACUUGAAAAGGGUGUUUUAAAUCGAUUCCUAUUUUAAGUAACAUUGCCUACUUUGAUUAUAGUUCUUCGAUUUCAGAGUUUAGUGUGUGGAUCACUAUUACUCAUUUUAUUUUGCUUUUUGAUUAUGCCUUUUUGUGUGUGAGUGUGUGUGUUAACUUUUUCGCGAUCAUUUUCAUUUUGGAUUUGAUUGAGAUGGAAGGUGAUUCUAUAGGGGUUGUAGUAUAAUUGGUUAUUGUUUUUUUGUGUUGAUCAUUGCUUUAGUGAUCAGCGUUAGCUUACAUUACGAGUAUACAAGUGGAUCAGGCAAGCUUGUCAAUUGUUUGUACUUUAACAUUAUUUUGACACAUGAUAUUUUUAAUAUGAAGAGUAGAAAAUUAAAGAAUAUACAUUUAUAUAUGUUAUUAAAAUAUUUUCUAUUCUAAUUGAAAUAGACUUUGUUGCCAAAAUUAAUCAAGUUGGAGGAAAAAAAAAUAAUGAUCAUACACCGUCAUCCUUGGCUAAAAAUACUAUUCUAAUUAUAUACUUCCUCUGUUUUUUUUAGUUGACACCUUUCUAUUAUCACGCUUGCCAACGCAUGUUUUUAACGAUUAAUAUCUCUAAUUAUAAAUAUUGUAAAAUUAUAAAAAGUGGAUAUUAAUAAAAUAUACAUUGAAAUGAUUCAAAAAAGAUCCCACAUGAAUAUGUUUUAUCGUAUCUAUAAACCACAAAAGCGAGUCAAAGCGUGUUGUGUGAAUAGUGUAAAAGUCAAACAGUUUCAACUAAAAAAAAAUGGAGGAAGUAGUUCCUUAAAAAUGGAAAGAAAAUAUUAUAGUUAUGGAGGUUUGACCAAAGGAAAAAUAAAAGAAAGAAAGAAAAAAAAAGGCGGGAAAAUAUUUAAUUUGAAGAUGACACGUGUCAUUUCUGAUUCGCCUUUAGUAUAUAGUUAUAGAUAUUUGAGUAUCUCGCUUUUAUUGAAAUUAAGUGUGACAAUUGAAUUGUUAUGUUUGGUUUUGAUGGUGGGAAGAUACGUCAGGUGUUAAAAAAGAAAAAGGUUUUCUUACACUUUCCUUAGUUCAUACUUCAAUUUUUUGGUUGAGAUUGCGACUUUUAGGCUACUGUUAACUUCAUAAUCAUGAUAGUAUGUGAUUGCUUUGUUUAUUUUUCAAUAGUGAUUGAUUUCUCUUUUACAAAUGGUAUGAUGAGCAUAUAUCGUUUGCUGUUGCUGUGGUUUAUAUUUAACUGCUAACAUUUUGAUCAUGUUGUUGGUUUAUUCUUAUUUUGAGGUGGGGAUGUGGGGGUGUUUAUAUUGAACGAAAUUUAGUUAUAUUAUCUUGUUACAUAGUGCUUUUUUAGGUGAAAUCUUUGCUAAAACGAGUGAGAUUACAUGUAUGUUAGUUUCAUUUUUAGCUUCUUAAAUGAAUUUCUAGCUGUUUAUAGAUAAAUGAAUGAAUUGGGUUGAACAAAUAUGUAGAGAGUUUUUUUGGAUUGUGUUUGGGUCGGAUGUGUUGUUUUGUUGAUUAUUUUUCAUGCUUUUAGGGUUUUGGAAGUGUGAGAAGCUAAUCUAUUGAUUGAAUUGAGGAUUAAGAAGCCGAUUGUGUGUGUAAGGGUGAGCAAUAUCUCAACUUUAUAGAAAAAUAUUCUGUAUGUUUGUAAUUUGGAUUUUACUAGAAAAUGGUUGUUAGGUUGCUAGAUUUAUUGCUUACUUUAUUUGAUCUAUGUAAUUCUUACUUAGGUAUAUGGUAUUGUUGCUUUAAUUAAGUGACAGUUGAAAGGCUAUUUGAUGGGACAAAACUAGAAAGAGAGAAAAAUAGAAAGAAGGAUUUUAUCAUGCUUUAGUAAACUCUGGGAUUUCUUUUCAAUUGGAUUGAAAAACGGAUUUUAAAUGUAUAUAUCUGUAAAAGUUGUCAAUAUCUUCUACUAAAUUGUGAUCUCUUGUGAUUUUAUUUUUGUAGCAUGUGAGAUUUAGGGUUCAUUAUGCAUUAUAUAAAUACAAUAAGUAAUCAUGGUUGUGCAUGGUUUGAUUGUAUUCACAGCAGUCUGUGAGUGUUCGAGGCUACGAUUGUGGUUGUUGAUUGUGUUUUACUGGUAUGACUGGUUUAUAAUUGUCUAUUAACUUCCCUCUUUUUUUUUACUCCUAAGGUUUGGUCCUAUGUUUUUGGGUUUGGUGACUUUGGUCUAUAGCUCUAGCAGUUUGGGAUUGAUUAAGUUUGUUUUAUAGCUCUUAAAUGUGGGCAAAAUUUUGCGAGCUGAUGUUGUUUUCAAUACUCAUAAAAUUUCAGUGACAAUAUAUAGUUGCCCCCAUUGACCCUGGUUCAUAUUCUCUUCCAGUCUUCCUUCUUCACCAUAUCUAUGUUACUCCCUUUUUCUCUAUCUGUCUUUCUCUUACACAGAGGCACACACAGAUGAGUGCUUAGUCUCUCACCCAUAAGGUAUUUAUCACUUUUGUGGAAGCUCCUAGAUUGACAAGCCAUCCAUGUGCAAUUACUUCAGUGGCGGUCCAAUGCUGAAUUCCAUAAAGGGGAAGAGCAUGUCAAAUGAAUGUUGAGCAUGUCAAACAAAACGCAAGAAGAGCUCACACACCAUAGCUUAUUCAUCUGCCAAUGGCCUUGAUUUUGUUUGGUUUAAGACGGGGAGCAAGAACGUUCCUCGUUCUUUAACAAAGAUGUUGAAGAGACCGGGAGAGGAGCCCUCCCAGCCUACUUCUAAAUCUCGAAGGGUUCUGGCUGCCCCUGCCUCUACUGGAAGGCCGUUUGUGCCUGAGAGUCCCACCUCAGCAGGCAAAAGGCUGAAAGACCUUGGCCUAAGCACAGAGUCAGCUAAGGUUGAAACGAGGGAGAUCCAAAUUCCCUCAAGCCUGGUCAAGCUUGGGCCUAUGCGAGUCAGCCUGAAAAUCAAGGUAUGGCUCUCACCUUUGAUCCCCCCUAGCCGCUUGGGCCUAUGCGAGUCAAGUCCCAAGCUACCCAAUCAGGGGAUUCUUCAGGCAGCCGGCAGAAUGUAGGUGCCGCCUAUGCUCAAUACUUAACCAAUAAAUCUGUUGAUGCAGAUGCCUCUUCUCGUUUGCCUGACCUCCAACAGUACGCUAAGAGGAUGCUGAGGACCCUUACCCGGUCCGAAAAGGAGGCGGUGCCGGGUGUACACCAGGUCAACAUAGACCGCAUCAACUCACUGCUCGCUAAGGUGAUGCUAAGGGUAGACGACAUGAUGGUCCCCUUGCGAAAGAAGCAGGAGGAGGUAAGGGAUGCCUAUAGAAGGGCAACCGAUCUCAUAAAUGUUACCCAAUAUAAGACCUCAAUGUAUGAAAUACAAACUAAAAGCCGGGAGAUAAAACAGGAGGAGCUUAUCAAGGAGCUCACGGCUGAUGCUGAGACGGCCAACAAGAAGGCGGCUGACUUUGAGCUGCAAGUUAAAAACCUCCAACCUGAUGUCAAGGCAUUGGGGGAGGCUGACAAGGAGAAUACUGAGCUGCGAGUAGACGUCUCCCGGUUGAAGAAUGAGCUGGCCCAGACUCAGGUGAAUCACAAAGCUAAGCUAGAAGCUGAGCAAGGCCGACUGAUCUCCGAGAACAAGCGCGACUGUGAAGAGCGUAUGAAGAUGGACUGGUCUCUGAUCCACCCGGACACCGACUGGGCUUUCUUUAACCUGCGGUACAAGUACGCCAUUGAGGUGUUCGAUGCCCAGGUCCUCGGAACAAAGAAGCCGGCUCCCUUUGAAGAAUGGGCCGGCAUUGUCGAGGAAGAAAAGGAGGAGCAGGUGGAAGAACAAGCGCAGGGUGAGACUGACGAAGCUCAAGCCUAACAAACUCAAGACGCCCCUCCUUCUGGCCAGGGCCAGACGUCUUAGCGUCAGCAGCAGCAGCAACAAUGACUUUAUUUGUUUUUGUUUCUUUUCUACCUCCGGCCUGCGAGCCGUGUACUUUUGAUGUAUCUACUUUCCCCGGACGUAGGUCCGGCAGACAAUCUUUUCUGUUAAUUAAUGGGCGUUAGAACGGUCGCACA
This is a messenger RNA of Chenopodium quinoa (quinoa), 4512 nucleotides long. RefSeq lists its product as uncharacterized. The coding region runs from base 3455 to 4312 and encodes 285 amino acids. The record is from RefSeq and is a predicted model, not a curated record. The transcript is spliced from 4 exons. NCBI's taxonomy places the organism in Eukaryota, Viridiplantae, Streptophyta, Magnoliopsida, Caryophyllales, Amaranthaceae.